Messenger RNA from Scheffersomyces stipitis CBS 6054, 654 nucleotides. It is a transcript of the gene AHP2, whose product is annotated as Ahp2p. Gene Ontology annotation, biological process: cell redox homeostasis; hydrogen peroxide catabolic process; cellular response to oxidative stress. Gene Ontology annotation, cellular component: peroxisome; mitochondrion; cytoplasm. NCBI's taxonomy places the organism in Eukaryota, Fungi, Ascomycota, Pichiomycetes, Serinales, Debaryomycetaceae. The transcript has a single exon. Gene Ontology annotation, molecular function: thioredoxin peroxidase activity. The coding region runs from base 27 to 611 and encodes 194 amino acids. The record is from RefSeq and is a predicted model, not a curated record.
CUGCUACUCAAUCUCUAAUUUCGAUCAUGUCCUUACAAGUCGGCGACAAGUUCCCUUCCAACAUUGAGUUCCAACACAUCCCCAUCAAUGUUUCCGAGGUUGAAAACAACAACGUCUUGAAAUGUGAAAUUCCAACCUUGUUGAAGUUGGAUAAGGUGUUUGAAAAACUCGCUGACACCGAAACCCCAAAUGUUCUUAUUGUGGCUGUCCCAGGUGCUUUCACGCCAACAUGUACGGAGAAUCACAUCCCUCCAUAUUUGGAGCACUUGUCUGAUUUAAAGGCCGAAAAGCAUAUUGGUGCUGUGAUCAUUAUUGCUACCAACGAUGCUUUUGUGCUCAAUGCCUGGGGAAAAUUGUUGAUCAAGGACGCCAUCAAAAAUGUCGCUCUGAUCAAGGAAGCAAAUGGACCUUCUGUGUACUUUGCUAGUGACGUCAAUGGCUCUUUCUCCAAGUCUUUUGACUUGGCCAGCGACAAGGGCACUGGAAUCAGAACUUCCAGAUACGCUACUGUGAUCGAUUCUAAGGACAAGACUGUGAAGUACUUUGGUGUUGAAGUUGAGCGUGGUGUCAAGUUCAGCGGUCUUGAUGCUGUGUUGGGUGCCAAGUUGUAGGUAUGUAACUCUUAGACAUUAGAAUAUAUUGCGAUAAUUGAAG